CGGGGCGAUGUCCCGCUACGUGGACUUCCUUUCUUUUUCGCAUUGCGCAGGUUUCGUGUUCUGUCUGGUUCACUCCCCUGGUCAUUCUCCUGCAUCUUCUGUCGCUCUGGUGGUUGUCUCUGGGAGGGACUCAGACAGUCCCAGGAGACCUGGAAAUGGACUCAUUGGCCUUUGAGGAUGUGGCUGUAAACUUUACCCUGGAUGAGUGGGUUUUACUGGAUUCCUCACAGAGGAAACUCUACAGAGAUGUGAUGCGGGAAAACUUCAGGAAUGUAGUCUCAGUAGAAGCAAAACAGGAAGAUCAGGACAUUGACGAUCAGGACAAAAACCAGGAGAGAAAAUUACGAAAUCCCAAGGCAGAGAGACACUCUGAAAAGAAAGACAUUAAUUCCUCUGAAGAAAGCUUCAACCUUAUUCCAACUCCCAAUGUGAAGAGAACUCGUGAUAUAAAACCAUGGGAAUGCAGAGCAUGUGGGAAAGUCUUCAUGUAUCAUUCAUCCCUUACUAGACACAUGAAAUGUCACAUUGAAAACAGAUCAGGAGAUCGCCGAAAGUACCGUGAGAAGGACUCACUGGUCUUUGAGGAUGUGGCUGUGAACUUCACCUGGGAGGAGUAGGUUUCACUGGAUUCCUCACAGAGGAAACUCUACAGAGAUGUGAUGUUGGAAAACUUCAGAAACAUUGUCUCAGUAGAAGUCCUUUGAUAGAAAAAAGUCUCUGAAAAGAAAGAUUAAUUCCUGUGGAGAAAGCUUCAAACUUAUUCUAAUUCCCAAUGUAAAGACAACUCUUGAUUUGAAACCAUGGGAAUGAAGAGCAUGUGGGAAAGUCUUCAUGUAUUAUUCAUCUCUUACUAGACACAUGAAAUAUCAUGCUGCAAACAGACCAGGAGAGCAUCAAAAGUACCAUGAGAAGGUAUAUAAAUGUCAAGAAUGUGGGUUAGCAUUCAUUCAUCCUAGUUCUCUUAAAACACAUGAAAUGAGACAUGCAGGGGAGAAAACCUAUGAAUGUCAGAAAUGUGAGAAAGUAUUCAUUUAUUCCAGUCAUCUUCAGAUGCAUGAAAGCACUCAUAAGGGACAUAAACCCUAUCAAUGUAAACAAAAUAGAAAAAGCUUUGAAAGUCUUGAAACCGUUGAAAUACCCGAAAGAAUUCACAGAGGAGAGAAACCCUAUGAAUGUAAACAGUGUGGUAAAGCUUUCAAACAUUUCAGGUCCUUCCAGGGACAGAAAAGACAUCACACAGGAGAGACAGCGUAUGUAUGUAAAACAUGUUCUAAAGUAUUCAGUAAUGCCUGGUCUCUUAGAGAUCAUGAAAGAAUUCACACUGGAGAAAAACCCUGCAAGUGUAGGAAUGUGGGAAAGCCUUCACACUGAAACAAACCCGUAAGCAACACAUGAUAACACACACUGGAGAUGGACCUUAUAAAUGUAAAGAAUGUAAGAGAGUUUUCAUUGAUCGCAGUUUUCUUAAAAUACAUGAAAGAGUCACACCAGAGAGAAACCCUAUGAAUGUGAACAGUGUGGAAAAGUCUUUUGAUAUCAAAAAUCCUUCCAACAACACAAAAGAAUGCACAUAGGUGAGAAACCCUAUGAAUGUAAAGAAUGUGGGAAAACCUUCACUUGACAUAUACCUUCAAAAGUACAUGGUAACGCACACUGGAGAUUUACCUCAUAAAUGUCAGAAAUGUGAGAAAGCAUUCCUUUAUCCCAGUUUUCUUUGAAUAUGUGAAAGGAGUUACACUGGAGAGAAACCGUAUGAAUGUAAAAAAUGUGGGAAAACCUUCCUGUGGAAUUUAGGUUUUUGAAAACAUGGUAACACACUCUGGAGAUUUACCGUAUAAAUGUCAGAAAUGUGAGAAAGCAUUUUUUUUAUCCCAGUCAUCUUUGAAUGCAUGAAAGCAUUCACAAUGGAGAGAAGCCCUAUCAAUGUAAACAAUGUGGAAAAACCUUUAAAUGUCCUAAAAGUGUCCAAAUACAUGAAACAAUUCACAGAGCUGAUACAUGCUAUGAAUGUAAGCGAUGUGGUAAAGCCUUCAAUUAUUUCAAUGACUUCCAGGUCCACAAAAGUCAUCACACAGGAGAGACACAAUAUGUAUGUAAAACAUGUUCUAAAGUAUUGAGUAAUGUAUUUUAUAUAAAAAAUAAUAAAGUAUUGAGUAGUG
Bubalus bubalis (water buffalo) is the source of this 2159-nucleotide messenger RNA. Its product is annotated as zinc finger protein 564. Bases 156 to 617 code for a protein of 153 amino acids. The record is from RefSeq and is a predicted model, not a curated record. Gene Ontology annotation, biological process: regulation of DNA-templated transcription. Lineage: Eukaryota; Metazoa; Chordata; Mammalia; Artiodactyla; Bovidae. The transcript has 6 exons.